Messenger RNA from Penicillium lagena, 618 nucleotides. RefSeq names its product Rab family GTPase YPT7 (gene rab7). Gene Ontology annotation, biological process: regulation of vacuole fusion, non-autophagic. Gene Ontology annotation, cellular component: phagocytic vesicle; fungal-type vacuole membrane; late endosome. The record is from RefSeq and is a predicted model, not a curated record. Gene Ontology annotation, molecular function: GTP binding; GTPase activity. The transcript has 6 exons. NCBI's taxonomy places the organism in Eukaryota, Fungi, Ascomycota, Eurotiomycetes, Eurotiales, Aspergillaceae. The coding region runs from base 1 to 618 and encodes 205 amino acids.
AUGGCGUCACGGAAGAAGGUUCUCCUCAAGGUGAUUAUCCUUGGAGACAGUGGUGUUGGCAAGACCAGCUUGAUGAACCAAUAUGUCAACAAGAAAUUCAGUGGAAGCUAUAAAGCAACGAUUGGAGCCGACUUUCUCACCAAGGAAGUCCUGGUGGACGACCGGCUCGUGACGAUGCAGAUAUGGGAUACCGCGGGCCAAGAGCGGUUCCAGUCACUCGGCGUUGCGUUCUAUCGCGGAGCGGAUUGCUGUGUUCUCGUCUACGACGUCAACAACUCCAAGAGCUUCGAGGCACUGGAUAGCUGGCGAGAUGAGUUUUUGAUUCAAGCAAGCCCGAGGGAUCCCGAGAGUUUCCCUUUUGUUGUCAUUGGCAACAAGAUCGAUGUGGAGGAGAGUAAGCGGAUGAUCUCGUCGAAACGAGCCAUGACGUUCUGCCAGUCCAAGGGCAACAUCCCCUACUUCGAGACCAGUGCCAAGGAGGCUGUGAAUGUGGAGCAGGCUUUUGAAGUCAUUGCCCGGAGUGCGCUCGCACAGGAAGAAGCGGAGGAGUUCAGCGGCGAGUUCAGCGACCCGAUCAACAUCCACCUGGACAAUGACCGCGACGGCUGUGCCUGUUAA